Molecule: messenger RNA, 774 nt
Organism: Brettanomyces bruxellensis
Lineage: Eukaryota; Fungi; Ascomycota; Pichiomycetes; Pichiales; Pichiaceae
Gene: MOB11
Product: Maintenance of ploidy protein mob1
Exons: 1
Coding region: 1-774 (257 amino acids)
Biological process (GO): cell division; positive regulation of protein phosphorylation; signal transduction
Cellular component (GO): cytoplasm; nucleus
Molecular function (GO): protein kinase activator activity
Source: RefSeq, a predicted model, not a curated record
AUGUCGUUUUUCCAGAGUCACUUUAAUGGAGGGGCUGUGCCUACCAUACGAUCAACAAGAACAUUCAGAAGAAAUCCAGAACUAAGUCCGGCUUCAUCUAAAAGACAGCAGGAAUACUACCAGACAAUAAACUCAACAGGUGACCCCAACCAAAAGCGAGUGUCCAGUCACAAAGAAAUAAGAGAGUAUGCAGAACAAACGUUAGGGUCAGGAUCAGCUUUAGCACAGGCAGUGAAGCUUCCAAAGGGGGAAGAUACCAAUGAGUGGUUUGCAGUGAAUGUGGUGAACUUCUACAACCAGAUUAACAUGUUGUACGGAACAAUUACGGAGUUCUGCUCUCCUAAAACGUGUCCUCGUAUGAUUGCUACUCAAGAAUACGAGUAUCUAUGGCAGGAUCCGAUGAAUCGAAGAAAACCACCCGUUUCGAUGUCUGCCCCGGGAUAUGUUGAGGCACUCAUGACGUGGAUACAAGGAUUUCUUGAUGACGAGUCUGUUUUCCCAACGAAAAUGGGUGUGCCGUUUCCCAGACAGUUUCCAGCACUCGUCAAAACAAUCAUGAAGAGACUUUUCAGGGUUUAUGCACACAUGUACUGCCAUCACUUCGACGAAAUUAACGAAUUGGGGAUCCAGGCACAUCUUAACACGUCUCUUAAGCAUUUCGUGCUAUUCUGCCGUGAAUUUCACCUGUUACAACCAAAAGAUUACGGUCCAAUGGGAGACUUGGUCUCCAGAAUGCUCCAAGGUGAUACAAAGAAGAUUGGUAUACUCGACUGA